CAGCGCCGCCGCCAUGAGCUCCGAGCCGGGGCCCGACCUGCCCUUCCUCCCGGGCUACGCUUUCAGGGACCCCAUGAAAACAUCUUUCCAUCGGUCCCAGACACUGGGCUACAAAAAUGGAUUUGCCUUUUUUCGGCUGCCAACAGUGGGGAUCGGCGGGGAGAGGCUCUAUGUGAACCAGCUUUCUCAGGCUGAGUUAGAUGAAUUAUCCGACCAGAGACCCCUGCUGACCUAUGGGCCAGCCAAGCAGGCUCCACCUUCGGACUUCAUUCCAGCACACGUGGCUUUUGACAAAAAGAUUUUGAAGUUUGAUGCCUAUUUCCAGGAAGAUGUUCCUGUCUCUACAGAAGAGCAUUACCGGAUCCGCCAAGUGGCUAUCUAUUACUUUUUGGAGGAUGACAGCUUGACCAUCAUAGAACCUGUCGUGAAGAAAGCUGGAUUUCUCCAAGGCAGACUCCUCAGACGCCACCGGGUGCCUAAGAAUGACCAAGGGGAGCAUUACCACUGGAAAGAUCUGAAUCGGGGCAUGAACAUCACCAUGUAUGGCAGGACCUACCGGAUAGUCGACUGUGACCCAUUCACCCAGGGGUUCCUGGAGAGCCAAGGAAUUGAACUGAACCCUCCAGAGAAAAUUCCUCUUGAUCCUUACACAGAACUGCAUCGGACGCGGAUGCGCAAGUACAUCACUCCAUCAGAUUUCGACCAAUUCAAACAGUUUCUGAUCUAUGACAAGCAGGUCCUUUGCUUCUAUGCAAUGUGGGAUGACACUCACAACAUGUUUGGUGAGAAUCGGCCUUUCAUCAUUUAUUACUACUUGGCAGAUGACACAGUGGAGGUUCGGGAAGUCCGCAAGAAAAAUGAUGGUAGAGACCCAUUCCCAGUGCUGAUCAGACGCCAACGCUUGCCCAAAACCUUGGUGGACAACAAAAAUACCUUCCCAAGCUGUGUGCUGGAGACCACUGAUCAGGAGGUACUUGAGUGGUUCACAGCUAAAGAUUUUGCUGUUGGCAAAUCUACCACCCUCCUUGGACGCACCUUCUUCAUCUACGAUUGCGAUGAGUUCACACGAAACUUCUAUCGUGACAAAUUUGGCAUUACAGACUUCCAGCCAGUGGAAAUAAAGAAGAAACCACCUGAGGAAGUUCCACUGGUAAUUCCUCCCUACAAUGGUUUUGGCACCCUUGAAGACUCUCUUCAGAACUGCUUCUCUCUGAUACCAAAGCCUCCUCGGAAAGAUGUCAUUAAGAUGCUAGAGAAUGACCAAAAGGUGCUGCGCUACCAGGCGGUCCUGGAAACACCAAACCCUGAGGAUAGGAAACGUCGUUUCAUCCUCUCUUAUUUCCUCUCCAAUGACAUGAUCAGCAUCUAUGAAUCCCCGAGCCGGAACUCUGGCAUCAUUGGAGGCAAAUACUUAAGAAAGACCAGAGUUGCCAAACCAGGCUCUACUACAGACAAUGCCACCUACUAUGAGCCCUCUGACUUCACCAUCGGUUCUACAAUUGAAGUGUUUGGCCACAGGUUUAUCAUCACUGAUGCUGAUGAGUAUGUGCUUAAUUAUAUGGAGAGCAAUGCAGAGCGUUUCCCUGCGGCGACACUGCAGUCCCUGAGGGAUCAUUUUCGCCUGAGGCAGGUGGCAAAGGAGCCUGCCAACAGCGACAUCCCCAGCAAGCCGGGACUGGAGGAGUUAAUCGCGCAGGUUCAGGAAGAGCUGAAGCUACAUAAGUACUUGAACAACAAGAAGAUUUGGGAGGCAUUUCUUCAGUGUGACAAGGAUGGCUCUGGCAUCCUGAACAAAGCAAGAUUUUUAACCAUUUGUGACAACUUGAGUGUGCCGACCAGCGCCGUUCUGGUUUCCAAGCUGAUUGACCUGUGUUCUUGUGCAGAAGACAAGAUAAACUACCAUGAUUUCCUUAGAGCCUUCCCUGUGUGAUCUUCGCCCAGAAGCUGAAGCACAAGACCAGCAAGAAAAUUCUUAGCCUAGUUGACUUUAAGACAUCAUACCUCAAAAGAUAUGCUGUAGUCUUCACCCCUGUUCAUUCACUCUCUCCCUCCCCUCCUCACCAGAGACAGCUUAAUUCACCCUCACUGUGUUAACAUUUUUCCCUUUCUAACCUCUCCCUGCCCUUUUAGCUACAACCAAACUCAACCUAACAACUGCUGGAUGUUGAAAGGAAACUCACAGGAGAAAAAAACUUUGGAGAACCAAAGCCAGGUUCUCUUGUUGAUCUCUCCAUUUUUUUAAUGCAGUACAGCAAGCCUUGCUAGAGCUAAAGUUCCCUAAAGCCUCUAGGUUUCUCCUGUGGAGCCAAAAGGGGCCUUUCACCUUCCAGCAGCAAUGACUGCCAGUUUGAAUUGUAACUUACAUUGCAAGAAGACUGAAGAGCCCUGCCAUGGACAACAAUAAACUCACUCUUGUUAGUUUGAAUGUAGGCAAGUCAUGCAUGGCUACUACAAAAGUGUUAAUAAAUCUGCUUUAAAUAGAA
Messenger RNA from Apus apus (common swift), 2483 nucleotides. RefSeq names its product EF-hand domain containing 1 (gene EFHC1). Gene Ontology annotation, cellular component: axoneme; mitotic spindle. Gene Ontology annotation, biological process: mitotic cytokinesis; cilium-dependent cell motility; mitotic spindle organization. Lineage: Eukaryota; Metazoa; Chordata; Aves; Apodiformes; Apodidae. The record is from RefSeq and is a predicted model, not a curated record. Gene Ontology annotation, molecular function: calcium ion binding; alpha-tubulin binding. The coding region runs from base 14 to 1930 and encodes 638 amino acids. The transcript has 11 exons.